Messenger RNA from Prionailurus viverrinus (fishing cat), 2239 nucleotides. RefSeq names its product ceramide-1-phosphate transfer protein (gene CPTP). Lineage: Eukaryota; Metazoa; Chordata; Mammalia; Carnivora; Felidae. Gene Ontology annotation, biological process: intermembrane lipid transfer; ceramide transport. Bases 447 to 1091 code for a protein of 214 amino acids. Gene Ontology annotation, cellular component: cytosol; cytoplasm; membrane. The record is from RefSeq and is a predicted model, not a curated record. Gene Ontology annotation, molecular function: ceramide 1-phosphate binding; ceramide 1-phosphate transfer activity. The transcript is spliced from 3 exons.
GACGGCGGCGGCGAACGACGGCGGCGGCGAACGACGGCGGCGGCGAACGACGGCGGCGGCGAACGACGGCGGCGGCGAACGACGGCGGCGCAGGUGUGCGGAGGGCGGCGGGCUCGGGCCUGAGGCAGGGGAGCAGAUACCAACCGAACUGGACAGGUGGGCCUGGACAUCGCCAAGGGGCUAGACGCGGGAGGGGGCGGCCGAACACUCGGCUUCCACGCCUCCCUGGACGCUGGGCUCUUGCUCAAUCCUUGGGCCUCAGCUGGAGCUGGACCCGCCUAGGACUGGGGCCCCACUCUGCCCGAGCCCCGGGUCCGAGCCCGGCGCCACCUGGAGCUCCCUUCUCGAACGAGACUUAGAAAGCUUCCUGGACAGGGCCUCGCUCCUGCCGGCUGGGCCUGGGGUGCCAGGCCUGGCUCCCUGUGUGUUUCAGUGUGUGUUGGAAAAUGGGCGACCUGGAGUCGGACUUCAACCUGAAAGUUGUCUUAGUCAGUUUCAAGCAGUGUCUCAACGAGAAGGAGGAGGUGCUGCUGGAUCACUACCUCGCUGGCUGGAGGGGGCUGGUCAGGUUCCUGAACAGCCUGGGUGCCAUCUUCUCCUUCAUCUCUAAGGAUGUCACCACAAAGCUACAGAUCAUGGAGCGUCUGUGCAGUGGCCCACAGCAGGAGCACUACAGCAGCCUGCAGUCCAUGAUGGCCUACGAGGUGGGCAACCGGCUGGUGGACCUCGAGCGUCGUUCCCAGCACCCCGACUCAGGCUGCCGGACGGUGCUCCGGCUGCACCGCGCCCUGCGCUGGCUACAGCUCUUCCUGGAAGGUCUGCGCACCAGCCCCGAGGACGCGCGUACUGCCGUGCUCUGCACUGACUCCUACAACGCCUCUCUGGCUGCCUACCACCCCUGGAUCAUCCGCCGGGCCGUCACCGUGGCCUUCUGUACGUUGCCCACACGCAAGGUCUUUCUGGAGGCCAUGAACGUGGGGUCCCCAGAGCAGGCCGUGGAAAUGCUGGGCGAGGCCCUGCCCUUCAUUGAGCGUGUCUACGAUGUCUCCCAGAAACUCUACACUGAGCAUUCCCUGCUGAACCUGCCCUGAGGGCCAGCGGGUGAGGUGGGGCAUGUUUCUCCUUUCCAGAGCUGGGCUGGGGCAGCCAGAACCCAUCAGGCCCACCAUGGAGAUUUGUGGGUGCCCCAGGAAUGGGAAAUACGCUUUCCCCUGCCAGCUGAGCUACGGGCCCAGCAUAGCCCACUCGGGCUGAGCUUCUGGGCUGCAGCAUGGGGGCUGUGACAGAGAAGGCAAGCCCUGGCCAUCGCUCCUCCUUGUUGUCUUGCUCUGCCCAAGGGCACCUUGGCUUCACCCUCAACCAGGUCAUACAUGUGCAACCAGGCCUUGCCCGGAUGGGUAAAGUGCCGAAGGUGGGGAGGGUAAGGGCAGUAUCCGUGUUCGUGCGAAACCCUGAAAAGCUGCCCCCUACCUGUGAGCCAAGUGUGUGAAAUGGGGCGAAGUCACAGGUCCCCACAGUGCAGAGACUUCAUCCUGCUUGCCAGCAAACUCACCCAGCAGGUGCUUCUCUGUCCCUGGCCCAUCUCGGUGUCAGGCCCUGGGUGCAGUGCCUAGGUCCAGGUGCCCGGGCCCCUCCACACGGGGUUGGCUGUCCCCAGGACAGGGAUGGAACCCCUGGGCAGCAGUGGACAGGCUCUCUCCCUGUCCCUCACCUCCUUGUUAGCCAGGGUCCCACAUGUCCUCAGCAGCAACAUGCAGGAGCCAAAGCCCUGAGCGGAGGCCUGCCCUGCCUCUAGUUCCGCGCACUUAUCAGCUGCCCCCUACAGCCACCCUGUCAUUCAGGUGCUCCCCCAGGCAGCUGCCUGUGAGUCUGCACAGCACAACUCCAAAGCUCUAGAGAGCCCAUGACUCUGCUGGUCCAGUUCUGGCCUCUCCCUCCCCAUCAUCCAACAAGAUGCUGCAUUCCAUCCUCCCCAUCCCUACAGAGCUCAGGAGACCCGGGAUGAUACGGCACACGGAGAGGGCCUGGACCCUUUUGCCCAGCUGACAGGCCAGCCGUCACCAGACACUUGGGGGCCUAGCGUCUCCUACUGGCUCUUCACUGUGAGCUCAGGGCCCUCAAUGCCGAGGGGACCGUAUCCACCAUACGGAGAUGUGCGUUAAGUGUGAACUUGCAGAGACCCUGGGAAAAUGUAAUACGGGUGAUGGAUUUUCAAACGUCAAUAAAUUCCCCUUCUAGA